AUGAGACCCGUGUGUCGAGAAUGUGCACGUUAUCUUGGAGGACACGGUGGACUCGUUGUGGCGAACUUUGGAAUUGGUGACGGUGGAUACCGGUGUCAUGUGAAAUUUCACAAAUUUCUCUCUGAGAAUGUACUGUGUGAAGACAAGUUCAGGAGGACCACUUGUGGUUUACCUCCCUGCCCACAACUCAUGAGCUACUUCUUCUUUCUCUGCAUUGCAGUAGUCAUUCCACAAUGGAAAACACGAGGAGUCGCUGCCUUAUUUGCUAGUGAUGCCAAUUCGCUGACAAUCAACCACCUUGUGGGUGUCAACAUGCCACAGCCCACAUCAUUUCAUAAUCAUUAG
Molecule: messenger RNA, 345 nt
Organism: Rodentolepis nana
Lineage: Eukaryota; Metazoa; Platyhelminthes; Cestoda; Cyclophyllidea; Hymenolepididae
Source: the annotation of a GenBank genome assembly